This is a messenger RNA of Coprinopsis cinerea okayama7#130, 1173 nucleotides long. RefSeq lists its product as hypothetical. The transcript has 4 exons. The record is from RefSeq and is a predicted model, not a curated record. Lineage: Eukaryota; Fungi; Basidiomycota; Agaricomycetes; Agaricales; Psathyrellaceae. The coding region runs from base 1 to 1173 and encodes 390 amino acids.
AUGUCGACCCACAAUGUCAAUUUCGACUACGCCAAAUGCGUCACAUCACACGCGCCGCUUAUGAAGGACUCGGUUAUGGUCCUGCGCGAAUGGGGCAUCUCGAGGGUCGAGCAAUGGCGUGACGAGCUGUUCAACCUCAUGGAGGCCAGCUGGGCCAAAGUCGGCGACGACGUCCCUUCGACGUCCGCUAAACCGCCCAACGAAUCGCCCUAUCGCAGGUGGUAUCGACGCGUCGCCACGGGUACUACGGCCGUCCGACAGAAAGUGGGUGACGGCAGGAUCCCGAAUGGGCGUCUCAUCGCGUGGAAUCCUAAACGGCCCUGGAUUCCUAAAAAUUUGUAUUUUCGCUCCGUGGACACGUGUAGGCUUUUGCCUAUGUUCUGUGCGGAUUUCCGGCUCGAGGUCUAUGGCCUGCAGAGUCACUGGGAUUGGCUUGAGAAGAAGCGAGAAGAUGGCUCGGGCAUCGAAUACUGGGCUACAUUCGCGUUCAUGUCGACGAUGCACCAUAUCCUCUUUCUUCGCAAUUUCAGAGACUUUGGGGGCGGAGACAUCCCUGUCUUACUCGUCGACUGGUCGACGGAGGAAAUGGAUGCGGCCUGCGACUUCUGGGUUGGCCUGAGCAGAGGAAAAUGGAGCAAGGAGGAAAUCACUGAACGAUUCCAAGCUAUCGAUCAAGGGCCGUCCCAAAACCCGCAUAGGCGUACACCAUGUUUCUACCAAGUUGACCAGAAUUUCCGCGCUCUCCUCGGUGACCCCGAGGUUGGCUACGUACCGCCUUUCGUCAUCCUCUACCCUCUCAACUCACAUGCCAUUCCCCGUGCCGUCUUCACCCACCCUGACAACGUUCCUCCUCCUUCACUCACACACGACUUCCCAAAAGGUUGCAAUUCGCCCGGUUGCCAUCGCCCGAAGGAUUGCUGCGUCUUUGACCUCGAAAAGUCCGUAUCGCUCGUAGCGGAAUCAUGGUUGGUCAGGAAGCACUGGAGUGAUCCCACCGUGAGGUGUAAUUAUUGGCCGUGUAACAACGAGGAGCCGAGGUUGAAACCGGGGGAGAAGGUCAAGGACUCGAUGUUUUUGAAGUGUAGCAAAUGUAAAGACGUGGUUUAUUGCUCCAAGACAUGUCAGCAAGCGGAUUGGAACCACCAUAAGGUCAUUUGCCAGACUCCUCCCUAA